AUGUCUGUCGGGAAAACAAUUCCCUCUUCUACACAACACAAUGGUUCUCCAUUGUUUACAAGAUCUACAUUCCAAGAGGAGAAUAAAACUCCAACGAGUGCUGUUCCACUCAUAAGCCAAAGGAGAACCACACGUCCUCGGAAGUUAAUGGCAGAUCUUUCAAAACUGCCAACAAUCGAGAAACAAACAAAAGUGAGAAGAGCCCCAAGCAAACCUAGACAGAAUAUAGCGAGGGAUGAUGAUGAUAUCAUUGAUGAAGAUAGACCACAUAACUAUCCUGAUUUGUUGGUUUCUUCUGAAGACGACGAGGGAAAGUAUGACCAUAUAUUUCAGUGUAGUAGCCCGGAGACUACAGACGACGAACAUUGUGAUGAUCAGAUUAGUUGUUCACAAGACUCACCUUCAAUAGAAUACAAUGAUGAAGGAGAUAUACAUACCGGUGCUCUCAUUGCGAUGCUAAGUUUUGGUAUGGGGAACGAAUUUGCCGUAAAAGAAGGUCAAAGAAUCCAAUAUUCACGCUUUGCUGUCAGCAGGGUCAAGUAA
Messenger RNA from Microthlaspi erraticum, 543 nucleotides. NCBI's taxonomy places the organism in Eukaryota, Viridiplantae, Streptophyta, Magnoliopsida, Brassicales, Brassicaceae. The record is from the annotation of a GenBank genome assembly.